AUAAAACCCAACUCCCAUGACCCCAACUUCUUCACUAAAUUCUUUCUCUCAGUUUUCCCAUUUUCUUCAAUCAAAACAAAAAUAAAAAAUGGCAGAAAGUCUUUCUUUCUCUUUCCUCAUCAUAUUCUCUCUCCUCUCUGUAUCCUCCAUUGUAGAAGUAUGUAAUGCUCAGCAUAAUUACAUGGAUGCCCUUAGAAAGAGUAUCCUUUUCUUUGAAGGUCAACGUUCUGGUAAGCUUCCUCCUGAUCAACGCCUUCGCUGGCGCCGUGAUUCUGCUCUUCAUGACGGUCAUUCCGUUGGAAGGGAUUUAACGGGUGGAUAUUACGACGCUGGCGAUAAUGUUAAAUUUGGAUUUCCUAUGGCGUUUAGCGUCACACUUCUAUCAUGGAGUGUGAUUGAUUUCGGAAGGCUUAUGAGGGGAGAGCUUUCCAACGCGCUUAAGGCAGUGCGUUGGGGAACCGACUACCUUCUUAAGGCUACUGCCGAAAUGCCUAAUCGAAUGUACGUCCAAGUUGGUGAUCCUUACUCUGAUCAUAACUGUUGGGAACGCCCUGAGGACAUGGACACCUUGCGAACUGCCUAUGCAAUUGACCGAAACCACGCUGGAUCAGAUGUUGCCGGUGAGACAGCUGCGGCAUUGGCUGCUGCUUCCAUCGUGUUUAGGUCUCGUGAUCGUGCUUAUUCUCGCUUACUCCUUAGCCGUGCUAUCAAAGUGUUUGAGUUUGCGGACAAUUAUCGAGGUGCAUACAGCUCAAGCUUGAAAAGAGCAGUUUGCCCUUUUUACUGUGAUGUUAACGGCUACCAGGAUGAGCUUCUAUGGGGAGCAGCAUGGUUGCACAAAGCCACAAGAAGGCGGGAAUAUAGAGAAUAUAUAGUGAAGAACGAGGUGAUAUUAAGAGCUGGAGACACCAUUAAUGAAUUUGGAUGGGAUAAUAAGCAUGCUGGGAUUAAUAUUCUCAUUUCUAAGGAAGUGCUAAUGGGAAAGGCCAAUGACUUGAGAAAUUUUAAGAUCAAUGCUGAUGGUUUCAUAUGUUCAGUAAUACCAGGUGUCGCCAAUCCACAAGUCCAAUAUUCUCCAGGUGGACUGAUCUUCAAGGCCGGAGGGAGUAACAUGCAGCAUGUAACAUCCCUAUCUUUCCUGCUUCUAGCUUACUCUAACUAUCUAAGUCACUCCAAUCACCAAGUGCCAUGUGGCGGAAUUUCAGCUUCUUCUGCUCUUCUUAAACAGUUGGCCAAACGUCAGGUGGAUUACAUUCUAGGUGAUAAUCCAUUAAGGAUGUCCUACAUGGUGGGUUAUGGCCCACGCUAUCCUCAAAGGAUUCAUCACAGGGGUAGUUCUUUACCAUCAGUCCGUGUUCAUCCGGCCCACAUUGGUUGUAAAGCAGGCUCUCGAUAUUUCCUAAGCCCAAACCCGAAUCCAAAUAAAUUAGUUGGAGCUGUUGUUGGUGGGCCCAAUGUUACAGAUGCUUUUCCAGAUUCUAGGCCAUACUUCCAAGAGUCCGAGCCCACAACAUACAUUAAUGCUCCUCUUGUGGGUCUUCUAGCCUACUUUUCAGCCCAUCCUUGAUUUCUAUUGAAUUUUCUUUAAAAAGGGAAAAACUAUAAAUGGGAAAAGAGAUUUAUAAGGUAGGGCAAGUUAUAGAGGUGAGCAAAUUGCCACCCUAUGUAAUUGUAUCAUGUCUCAAAUCUUGCUAAUUAUUAAUGGAUCAAAAAAUAGAAUGUUUCAUUUUGUCA
This is a messenger RNA of Amaranthus tricolor (Joseph's coat), 1734 nucleotides long. Its product is annotated as endoglucanase 8-like. Gene Ontology annotation, biological process: carbohydrate metabolic process. The coding region runs from base 89 to 1567 and encodes 492 amino acids. NCBI's taxonomy places the organism in Eukaryota, Viridiplantae, Streptophyta, Magnoliopsida, Caryophyllales, Amaranthaceae. The transcript is spliced from 7 exons. Gene Ontology annotation, molecular function: hydrolase activity, hydrolyzing O-glycosyl compounds. The record is from RefSeq and is a predicted model, not a curated record.